Messenger RNA from Caenorhabditis auriculariae, 243 nucleotides. The record is from the annotation of a GenBank genome assembly. NCBI's taxonomy places the organism in Eukaryota, Metazoa, Nematoda, Chromadorea, Rhabditida, Rhabditidae.
AUGCUUGGAGGAGGUACGAAGCAAUACCUCUAUCGUAGUACUACUACGUGGCAUAAAGCCAUCCGAAUUAAUCGGAAUCUGGUGAGGCUAACGCCAACCCACACGCUUGCUCCAAGACGAGUUAUGCUUGGGGGAGGUACGAAGCAAUACCUCUAUCGUAGUACUACUACGUGGCAUAAAGCCAUCCGAACCGAUCGGAAUCUGGUGAGGCUAACGCCAACCCACCAGCUUGCUCCAAGCUGA